Messenger RNA from Caenorhabditis angaria, 1137 nucleotides. The record is from the annotation of a GenBank genome assembly. NCBI's taxonomy places the organism in Eukaryota, Metazoa, Nematoda, Chromadorea, Rhabditida, Rhabditidae.
AUGGAAGAUGUGGAAAUUGCGAUAAAAAGGUGAGAUUUUAUUUGGGCUUUUUUUUUAAUAUUUUGUGGAGGUGGGGUGUAAGAUAAAUAAAAAGUUUUUAGCUGAAAAAUAGAAAUCAUAUGAUCAUCCUUCCCUUAUAAAACACGAAAUCACUGAAAGUUGCACGUCAAAUUGUGCGUUUGUGUGAAAAAUGUGUAAAUACCAGACUUGACGUGCAAUCAUCUUUUAGACCAACCUAAUUGUAAGCGCCAUUUUCAAAAUAGUUCAUUUCAGCGUCGAUGAAGAUGAACAAAAGCAAGUUGCUGUAAUUCCAAUCGUGACUGAGCAUGAUAAGGAACUCUGACAGAUGAGGAAAAAGCAAAACUCGAUUUGUUAGUAGGAACUUCGAAUGAAGAAGACAACGACACUUCGAACAAGAAUGGAGUUGAAAAUAUCACAAUCAGUAAUGGGGACAUCAGUAAAAAAAUGCAGAGGAUGCGAUUAUUCAGCAAUUCCAAGUGAAAAAUUCGGACUUUCAAUUCUUCGAAGAUUUAAUUGGAAAGAUGGUGAUGGAAUAGGGAAAAAUUCUCAAAAAUUGCAUUGAGGUUACCAAAGGUCACCUGGAUUAGGACUCGAAGCAACUCCCAAAAACCCUCCAGCAAACGGAAUACAAAACGUCUGUGAUAAUAAGAAAGAAGAAGUGAUCGAGAUAAAAAAGGGACAUGUAUCAAAAUCAUCGAUAUAAGAAGUAAAGGUUUAUAUGGAAAAUUGAAGCCAGAGAUGAUAAUACAAAUAGUUUAUUUGUGAAAUUGGCUAUUGGAUGGAUAUCCAGCAAAGUUAGCUCAUAUCAAAGUUAGUUCAAGAAAUUUGUGUGAAAGAAUAUGAAAGAGAUGCCAAACGUUUGAGUAAGUUUUUAUAUGAGGUAGUGAACAUUUCUUUUUCAUAGAUAAUGCUGAACAUGAGAAAGAAAAGGAGAAGAUUGAGAAACAAAGAGAGGAAAAAGAGGUGAAACAUUUGAAAGAACCUUCAACAUCUACUGUUGAAAAAUCAGAAAAAUCAUGGAAAAGGUGGGUCAGCUUAAUUUCGGGAUUUUUGAAAAUUGGAUUUUUGAAUUUCAGAUUUCGGAGCUGGAAACAAUUCGAACAAAGCUGGAAAUGA